Molecule: messenger RNA, 2398 nt
Organism: Rhodamnia argentea
Lineage: Eukaryota; Viridiplantae; Streptophyta; Magnoliopsida; Myrtales; Myrtaceae
Product: mannosyltransferase APTG1
Exons: 10
Coding region: 474-2150 (558 amino acids)
Biological process (GO): GPI anchor biosynthetic process
Cellular component (GO): endoplasmic reticulum membrane
Molecular function (GO): alpha-1,2-mannosyltransferase activity
Source: RefSeq, a predicted model, not a curated record
UCUCUCUCUCCCUCUCGGGCUCGCUGACGCGCUGGCGAACCGCAUGCGAAAUCAGAGCCGGUGCUCGAGGCUUUUGUUGGCUUAAUUGGAGCUUCGAGCAUCUGUUGUGCGAAUGAAGAUUUGGGGAUUGCAGAUUCCUCCGAGUAGUAGCUGCGAUCGGGUGCUAAAUGCUUAGCUUGUCGGCGAUUCUGCUCGUGUGACUCCGAUUAAAGACACCUUACACCCCUCGCUGUCAUCCUCUCUCUCUGUUCCGCCUCGUGAAGCUGCCACUAGCUCAAUUUGAGGUCUCCGUCGCAGGUAAUUUCUCUUCCCCUAUUUGCCCUCUUCCCUUCCUCUAAAGACGCCCGCUUGGGCGCGCCCAUUUCGUGAUCUGGGGGAUCCACAUUGCGGGUUAAAGUUCACCUUUUGAAACAAUCUGCAAUUUGAACUGGGUCAUAUCUCAGCUGGGUUAAGCGAGACGGGAAGCAAAAGUUAUGCUGGAAUGGGUGCUGGUUGUAGUUAGAGAACAAACUGUGGAUGAUCUUGAAGCGACCAUGCGGCAGAGACAUCUUGUUUCUGCUACUGCUGGUGGUGGAAAAACAUCGCAGGAUUUGAAAGACCGGUCUGAAGAAAAAUUAGAAGAAUCAUGUCUCUUCUUAUCAGACAAGAGAGUGUUUUUGCUUUGCCUGGCUGUGCGAGUUUUGAAUUCAUUACUUGUACAGACAUAUUUUAACCCAGAUGAGCACUGGCAAGCUCUGGAAGUUGCACACCAUAUUGCAUUUGGCUAUGGACACCUAACAUGGGAAUGGAGAAAGGGUAUACGAAGUUAUCUGCAUCCGAUAGUAUUUGCUGUUCUUUACAAAGUUCUCGCACUACUUGGUCUCGAUAAACCUUGGUUCAUGACGAGGGCUCCAAGGCUGCUCCAGUCAACAUUUUCUGCAGUUGGUGAUCUCUACUUAUAUAAACUUUCUCGCCUUCUUUUUGGCAAUUGUGUCGCUAGAUGGGCAUUAUUUUCUGAGUUGACAAACUGGUUUAUGUUCUUCUGCAUUACGCGGACAUUAUCAAAUAGUUUGGAAACUGUCCUUACAAUCGCGGGGCUAUAUUACUGGCCGUGUUUGAGAGUUUCAUCCAGAAGCGAUGCCUCGUCGACAAGGAUAUGGGGCUUGGUAGUGGCAGCAUUUGCCUGUGUAAUUCGACCAACAAGUGCCAUUAUAUGGAUCUAUGUUGGCCUUCUAGAGCUUUCUUUGGCCCGCGAUAGAAUGAGAUUCAUUUUUUUGGAGGUUCUUCCUGUUGGGGUGCUGGUGCUUGGACUGGCAACUUUACUUGAUCGGCUAGUGUAUGGCUCAUGGGUUUUAGUACCUCUGAACUUUUUCAUGUUCAAUUUUCUUUCUUCCGGCGGCGACUACUAUGGAACACACAAGUGGCACUGGUACUUUACUCAGGGAUUCACAGUGAUGCUGCUUACAUUUUUGCCAUUCUCCUUGGCCGGUGUCAUCAUGUCCAGAAAUUGGAGGCUUUCUGGGCUUAUUGCCUGGGUUUUAGUACUUUAUAGUGUACUUGGUCACAAAGAAUUCAGAUUUGUUCUACCUGUGCUUCCCAUAGCCUUGAUGUUUUCGGGAUUUUCUCUAGCUGCAAUAUCGAGACGCCAUACAGCAGAAGCUUUGAAACAUCAUAGUAAAUACCCCUCAAGAAUGCGAUGGGCCAUCUGUUUCUUGCUUGCAACUAACGUCCCUAUGGCCUUAUACAUGAGCUUAGUUCAUCAGAGAGGAUCUGAGGAUGUGAUGAAUUUUCUUUCAAGAGAAGCUGCAAAAGAUAGAGUGAAAAGUGUCCUUUUCCUUAUGCCCUGCCAUGCCACACCUUACUAUUCAACCCUUCAUCGCGACCUGCCCAUGCGUUUCUUGGACUGCUCCCCAAGUGAAGAGAGGGGUGUUCCAGAUGAGUCGGACCGUUUUAUGAUGGAUCCUGUGGGGUUUGCUGAAGAGCUUGCAAAUGAAUGGUUGCUACCGAGUCACAUAGUGUUGUUCGAAUCAGAAGAAAGAGCGUUGAGGGAAUUUUUGCUGAUGCAUUCUUUCAAAGAGGUCAAGAGAUUCUUCCAUGCUCACUUCAAGGUGGACCGCGACCUCCAAGCAUCAGUGGUUGUCCACGCUUUGACAGCUCAAUCAGAUACGUGAUCAGGCAUUUGUCAUUCAAGUUCUCUGCAAGUCUGUUUUUUGUUUUUCACGUCCCAUUUUGACUUUGCUCAAGAUUUUCAACUGCUUAUUUAGCAUGUAAACACCGAUUAGAAUGCGCUAGCAAUUCCUAGGUUAUGAACUUUGGCAAAUUCUUUACUUUUAGCAUUUGUUUGCCUUUUCAAGUAUUGAAAACUGUGGAAUUGGGAUUAGUCUAUCGGUUGCCCUUGCGAGUUGCGGACUCCUUUUGA